AUGAAACAUAUUACUAGUAAUCCAAAAACAACAAAUAAAUCAGCAAAUAACGGUAUCUCACAGUUAAGUAGUCAUUUUUCCAGCCGACAAAAUCAACCAAUUCAACAAACAGGAGCAAUGCCUCAUUACGGUGGUGGUGCAGAAAAAUGUGCUCGAUGUUCAAAAAAUGUAUAUCUUGCAGAAAAGAAAGCUGGAGCUGGUCGUUCAUAUCAUUCGAGUUGCUUUAGUUGUGAAACAUGCAAUCGAAAAUUAGAUGCAACAACAUUAUCAGAACAUAAAGGUGAAAUUUAUUGUAAAACAUGUUAUACAAGACAAUUUGGUGUACAUGGUUUGGUUAGUGGUGUUACAAUGUCAACUGAACAUCCAGUACGUGAAAAUCGUCAUUCACGUCGUUCAUCAUAUGGUAGUGAUCUUGAUGCACCAGUUAUAACACAUACACAAACUCGUCCACGUGCACAUUCAAAUGAUAAUAUGCUUCGUGGUGAACAUAGUGCUAUACAAAGUGAUGAAUUACCAAAAAUGUUUCCAUGGCGUAAUGAUGUUAUACCUGCACAUGAACAUCAAAUACCACCAACAAAAACAAAUAAAGUUAGUAAUGGACUUGAUGAUUUUCUUAAUAAAGAUUAUACAAGACCAGCAAGUCAGAUUGGUUUCGAAAAAAUAAUUGAAUCAGCUGUUGUUAAUAAUAAUAAUAACAAUCGUGAAUCAGCUUAUAUGGCUGAAGGUGAUCGUCAAAAAUAUAUGUAUGAAGGUGAACAAAUGUCUUAUACUAAUGGAACAUCAGCUAUUAUUGAUAUGCCUAUUAUUUCACCUGUUAAACGAUUUGAUUCACACAUUGAACGAACAGAAAUGCCAACAGUACCAACAAAACAUGAUCAACGAAGCCGAAGUCCUUCACCAACAUCAAAUGAUAUUCAUCGACGACAGGAUAGUCGUGAACAACAUCAUACUGAUAUCUCAGAUAAUUUCUCUCGUUUAACAAUAAAUGAAAAUCAUCAUGAUAAUAUAACUACAAAUGCCAUUGCUUCAGAAAAUCCACUUUUCAAACCAACUUAUAAUCAUUCACCAUCACAUGAAAAUAAACAACGAACAUCAAAUACAGAUCGUGAACAAAAUCAUUCCCGUGAUUCAUCACCAUCAGCAACUGCUAAUAGUAAUCGAUCACCAUCACCAACAAGUGGUUACGGAUCAUCAAGUGUACAUGGUGAAGGUUUAUUACGUGAUUCAUCAUCACCACCAUCAGCUUUUGUACCACAACAUGAUUAUCUUAAUACUCGAUCAUCAAAUACUAAUGUUGUCGAUCGACAUUCACCAGCAUCACCUGAACGAAAUGAACGCACAUCAUCAUCAGCUUUAAAUGAUUUUGUUACAAAAACAAAUACUAUUUCUUCACCAACUGUUGGUGGUAAAUAUUCAACACUUGCUGCUUUAAUUAAACCUCAUCGACCAUUAUCACAAUUAAAUAAUCCAACUGAUGAUGAUGAUCAAUUUGAUAAUUAA
Adineta steineri is the source of this 1500-nucleotide messenger RNA. The record is from the annotation of a GenBank genome assembly. NCBI's taxonomy places the organism in Eukaryota, Metazoa, Rotifera, Eurotatoria, Adinetida, Adinetidae.